This is a messenger RNA of Trypanosoma theileri, 588 nucleotides long. RefSeq lists its product as uncharacterized. Bases 1 to 588 code for a protein of 195 amino acids. The transcript has a single exon. NCBI's taxonomy places the organism in Eukaryota, Euglenozoa, Kinetoplastea, Trypanosomatida, Trypanosomatidae. The record is from RefSeq and is a predicted model, not a curated record.
AUGUCUAAAGUUGAAGAGAGCCGAUUGUAUGCAUGGAAUAGUAAUUUGGAAAAGCGAGCGACUGUAGUUCGUCAUCGUCGAUCCCAACUUGAAGAAAAAAAGGGUGUCUGUAUUCAAUUGGAAGCUUCUUUAAUUGAGCUUGCUAAUGAAAAUGAUGCUACUGAACGAUUAUUAGUGCAAAAGGAACGAUAUAUGGCAUCUCGAAAAGCUGCUCUAGAAGAAGCUAAUAAGCAACGGAAUAUAAGACGAACCUUUUUAGAUGGAGAAAAAAGGAAAGCUGCUAUUAAAUUUGAGCAUAUUGAUAACGCUUUAGAUAAUGAAUGGCGUUUGCUAGAAGAAGAGGUAGCGGCGACAGAAUUAGAUCAUCAUCAACGAAUGAACCGUCUUCAGCAACAAUUAGAACAACUUAGUAAACAAGAAGAUGAACUUGUUGAAAAAAUCCGACAAGUAAACGAUGCUGAGUUGCGGAUAACAAAUCAAUUACGUCAAUUGAAACAAAAAGAAGAUCAGUUAAAAUCCUUAGCUGAAGCAACACUUCAACAAAUGAAGAAUGAGUUACGUGAACGUGAAUCACUUGUGAAUCAAUAG